This is a messenger RNA of Pogona vitticeps (central bearded dragon), 4709 nucleotides long. The record is from RefSeq and is a predicted model, not a curated record. NCBI's taxonomy places the organism in Eukaryota, Metazoa, Chordata, Lepidosauria, Squamata, Agamidae.
UUCAAAAACACCGAUUAUUGAAGAACGACACUGCCCUUACUCUUCCUUGGCUGAAGUGGAAGCCAGACACCUUCUGUUGGACUGUAUCAAGCUAUUAUUUUAGAAGGGCACUGAGGCAUUGUGCUCUUCACUGUUUGCUUAAAAGGAAUUCUAAAGGGAUUUGCGUUCUCUUGUUUCAUGAGCCCCCACAUUUUGAUACUGACUGAAGUGGAAGCGGACCAGCUGGCCACGUCCAUCACAGCAGCCAAGUCUGAAAAUUCCUGAUUAUACUUAGAACCCACAGAGUCAGUGGCUGAGAGGAACUUUGCAAGAAAACAUGCUUUAAAGCGAAGCAGCCAGGAAGAAAUAUGCCUGCCUGUGAAUAAAGAAGAUGGCUCCCUUUCUCCCCAUCCUUGGAUUAAUCAUGAAAGACUUGCUCAACAUUCCACUUGUACAUAUCUUCACGCUGGCAGCCUUCAGUUUAGCUGAGAGACUCCCUAAAGCUCCCAUUAUCACCACUCCUCUAGAAACUGUGGAUGCCCUUGUUGAAGAAGAAGCUACUUUUGAGUGUGUUGUAGAGGCGUUUCCUCAGGCAGAGGUUACCUGGACACGUAAUAACAUUCCUAUUAGGCUGUUUGACACACGGUAUAGUAUAAGGGAACAUGGGCAGCUUCUAAAAAUUCUCAGUGUGGAAGACAGUGAUGAUGGAGUAUACUGUUGCACUGCAAACAAUGGAAUAGGAGUGCCAGCAGAAAAUUGUGGAGCAUUACAAGUGAAAAUGAAACCCAAAAUAACCCGUCCUCCUUCAAAUGUGAAAAUAACAGAAGGAUUAAAAGCUGUUUUUCAGUGUACUACAAUGGGAAACCCAAAGCCUUCAGUAUCAUGGAUCAAAGGAGAAAAUGUUAUAAAGGAAAAUGCACGGAUUGCUAUUCUUGAAUCGGGCAGCCUAAGGAUUCACAAUGUUCAAAGAGAAGAUGGUGGUCACUAUCGAUGUGUGGCAAAGAACAGCCUGGGGACAGCUUAUUCAAAACCUGUAAUUCUGGAAGUAGAAGGAUCUAUAGUAGACACAGUAAAAGACAGAAGGAUUGAUUCUAGACUGCAGGUAUAUGUCACCCGGCCUGGUCUGUACACCUGCAUAGCCACCAACAAGCACAGUGAGACAUAUGGCACUGCAAAAGCUGCAGCCACCAUCAAUGUAUCAGAAUGGAGCAGACUCUACAAAGGAGAUGCAGGCUACUGCAGCACCUACCGGGGAGGAGUGUGUAGUACUCUGUUGGCAAAAGAUGCAUUUGUUUUCUUCAAUGCCUCCUAUGGAGACCCAGAGGAGACCCAGGAUUUGCUUGUCCGCACUGCACUGUCUGAGUUGAAAACUGUGAGUCCUUUGUGCCGUCCAGCUGCUGAGUCACUGCUUUGUCACUACAUCUUCCAGGAGUGUAAUCCGUCCAGGAUCGGACCUGCUCCAAAACCAGUUUGCAGAGAGCAUUGCCUUGCUGUAAAGGAUCUCUACUGCUUUAAGGAAUGGCUUUCAAUGGAAGAAAAUGCCCGCAAAGGAAUCUACAAACCUGGACUGAUGCUAUUGACCCUUCCUGAGUGCAACAGACUUCCCAGCAUGCACAAAGAUCCAAAAGCUUGCACAAGGAUCCCACAUCUGGACCUUAAAAAGGAAGACAUAACAACAACUUGUUACAAAGGCAAUGGGUUAACUUAUGAAGGUACCGUCAAUGUCACAGCUUCGGGCAUUCCUUGUCAGAAAUGGAGUGAACAGGUACCUCAUUCACACAGAAAAACCCUUCAGUUUUUUCCUGAGCUCUCCAAUGCAGUCAAUUAUUGCCGUAAUCCAGGGGGUGAAAAUGCUCGACCAUGGUGUUAUACAAAGGAUGCUUCUAUAAAAUGGGAAUACUGCAGUGUGCCUCAUUGUGAAGAUGAAUCCUUCACCCAAGGGACAACAAAGCCAAGUAUGGUUGCGCCAUAUUACCCAUCGUCAUCCUCUUUUUCUCCAACAUAUUCCAUGACUGUUAUUGUCUCCAUCAUCUCCAGCUUUGCAAUACUAAUCAUUCUCAUUAGUGCUGCUCUUUUUUGUUGUCGAAGAAGGAAGCACUGGAAGAACAAAACAAGGGAUUCAGCACCACCAGCCCUGACGACUCUUCCCUCUGAGCUCUUACUGGACCGACUGCAUCCAAAUCCCAUGUACCAGCGCAUGCCAUUACUCCUGAACCCAAAAUUAUUCAGCCUGGAGUACCCACGAAACAAUAUUGAAUAUGUGAGAGAUAUUGGAGAAGGAGCUUUUGGACGAGUCUUCCAAGCUAGGGCACCAGGACUGCUUCCUUACGAGCCAUUCACAAUGGUGGCAGUGAAGAUGCUCAAAGAAGAGGCCUCCGCAGACAUGCAGGCUGAUUUCCAGAGAGAAGCAGCUCUCAUGGCUGAAUUUGAUCAUCCCAACAUUGUCAAACUUUUAGGAGUUUGUGCUGUUGGAAAGCCAAUGUGUCUCCUUUUUGAAUACAUGGCCUUUGGAGAUCUCAACGAAUAUCUGCGUAACCGAUCGCCACGCAACCUCUGUAGCCUAAGCAGCAAUAACCUUGACCCAAGGAUCCGACCCUGUAGCCCUAAUUUGCUUGCUCUCUCUUGCACUGACCAGCUCUAUAUUGCCAAGCAGGUAGCAGCUGGAAUGGCCUACCUCUCAGAACGCAAAUUUGUGCACCGGGAUUUGGCCACCAGGAACUGUUUAGUGGGAGAAAACAUGGUUGUUAAAAUUGCUGACUUUGGCCUCUCGCGAAACAUGUACUCAGCAGACUAUUACAAAGCGAAUGAAAAUGAUGCCAUCCCCAUUCGAUGGAUGCCUCCAGAAUCUAUCUUCUACAACCGGUAUACAACUGAAUCGGAUGUCUGGGCCUAUGGUGUGGUCUUAUGGGAGAUCUUUGCCUUUGGGAUGCAACCCUAUUAUGGGAUGGCUCAUGAGGAAGUCAUCUAUUAUGUGAGAGAUGGAAAUGUCCUUUCUUGUCCAGAUAACUGCCCCCUGGAGCUGUACAAUCUCAUGCGUCUGUGUUGGAGCAAGCUGCCUUCUGACAGGCCCAGCUUUGCAAGUAUAUACUGUAUUCUGGAGCGCAUGUAUGAGAGGGCAGUGGCUGCUAACCAUGUCUGAGCCAGGGUAACAUUUCAUUUCUCAAAUGACUGAGUGGAAUGAAAGAGAGAGCUAGCACCUGGUAUAUCACAAAUCCUUGUAGUGGUGCUGCAGGCAAUACUCCAAAUAUGAAAUUGAAGCAUCUGAGCACUUUGCUUGAAUGGGGACUGCAGAAUUUAAAAAGUUACAACCGCAUUUUAAAAGAAUCAAUGACUCUAAUUCUCAAAAAAUUAUUUAAAACGUUUCCUUCAUGGCUUUCUAGUUUGCCACUAACGAGAUGUUAGAAUAAAUACAUAUAUAAUAUCCAGAACUAAAAAAAUCAGAUUGCAGUAAAUUAAUAAUUUGUCAGAGCCUCAAAUCUAAAAUAAAAUGAAAGAGCAUAGAAGUAACAAGUCCUCACUGUAUCACAGGGCAGGUUAAUUCUAAAAAUCGAGCUUCAAACACCUCCCCUAAACAGGAAGGUAUUCACUGUUGAUUUUGAACUUAAGGUUGUUUCACGGCAAUGGAAAGUCAGAGCAGGCAGAACAUCUAGCCCUGUCUUAUCUGCUCUGGCUGGAAGUAGCUCUCUGCAAUUUUGGGGCAGAGGUCUUUCUAGGCACUCUAUUUGAAAUAUUUCAAUGGAAAGUCCUAGAGAUUGCAUCUAAGGUCACCUAUGGGCAAAACAUGUACUCUAGCACUGAGCUGUUACCCCACAGAAAUGGGAAGGGCUGUUCUAAUAAAAUCAAUUCGAACACUGCAGCCCUGUUUGUGAGAUUGUAAUGGAAACUGAAGGAUGUCAAACAGAUCAUUUUUCUCAGAAACAUGGAAAGAAGCCUCCUGUAAUCAGCCUGUAGAUACAUAGAAGAUCUUAUUUUCAAUUCACCACUGACUCGCUGCUUUUCAGCCAAACACUAAGAUGCAGGUUGUUUUACGUCCGUCUUCACAGAUUUCAGGUUAUGAGCUUAUUUUGAAAAACAGCAACCUUCCCCUCUCCAACCCCAACCUUUCAUAUUUGCACUGAUGAGAAUCCUGUGAACGUAAUGUCAGUCAUUGAAACCAAGUACUAGCUUCUGUGUCCCCCCCCCCACUUCUCAAACAAGCAUAUCAAGGGCUUGAAAAGACACACAACCUUGCCUAAAGAGGCAGACCAGAGGGUAUGGCUAAAAGGAGAAAAGGUCCCUGGAAAUGGCAUGGAAGCAGCUUCCAUGAGUGGAGUGUUGGAAAAUGUUUCUUCUGGAUUUACGAAGACCUCUAUGGUGUCAGCCUAGCCCAUCCCCAGUCUCCCAUAUGGAAUCUUUUUAUAGGUGCUGGGUGAAGCAGCAGCCAUGGAGAGAUGGGGAAAGUAAAUCUGCACACACUAGUACACACCUAUGGCUAGACCCACCACCCAGUACAUUCAUAUACUAAGUCAAGUACUCACUCUUAACCCACCAAAAUAUGAAAAAUUAAGUUAAGAAUCUUUUUUUUAUUACACUUCCCUUAUUAAUGCAUUCCCUUGCAUACAUUAUGUUAUUCUCACCACCUUUAAUUUUCAGUGGGGAUGUACCAGGACAGCUGAGGGAAAAACUUGGCUUUUUGUCAUUGAGCAUUCCAGCUUUUGUAUUGUUUGUGUGAAUUAAACAUCUGUACUGUA